Scomber scombrus (Atlantic mackerel) is the source of this 3900-nucleotide messenger RNA. RefSeq names its product zinc finger protein 501-like. Bases 48 to 1274 code for a protein of 408 amino acids. NCBI's taxonomy places the organism in Eukaryota, Metazoa, Chordata, Actinopteri, Scombriformes, Scombridae. Gene Ontology annotation, biological process: regulation of transcription by RNA polymerase II. The record is from RefSeq and is a predicted model, not a curated record. The transcript is spliced from 2 exons. Gene Ontology annotation, molecular function: RNA polymerase II cis-regulatory region sequence-specific DNA binding; DNA-binding transcription factor activity.
UGUCCAUCGGAUAUCUUUCCUCUUUCUCGGUUUGCCGUUUACUCAGAAUGUCUACUAUACAGUUACUGAGAUCGUUCGUCAGCCAGCGACUGACGGUGGCUGUCGAGGAAAUAAUAGGGAUGUUUGAAAAAACAAUAACUGAGUACGAGGAGGAGAUCGACCGGCACCGCAGGUUACUGGUUGCAGAGCAGCUACCCACCAUCAAGACAGAGUUACACACCGAAAGAGGUGUGUCUCAGGACAUCCAGUCGGUGAUUGUCAGUGCAGAGGUUCCCACUGAGAAGCAGGGUCUGGACGAGGAGGAUCCAGAGCCCAAAUGCAUUAAAGAGGAGCAGGAGGAAGUCCGGAGCAGUCAGGAAGGGGAACAGUUUCAAGGACUGCAGGAAGUUGAUAUACCAGGGUUCCAGUUGCAUCCUGUCACUGUGAAGAGUGAAGAUGAUGAAGAGAAUCCUCAGUUCUCACGGCUUCAUCAAAAACAAGCUGAUGAGAACAGAAAGGCAGAUCUUCCAGCCAGCAGCUCAGCUCAAAACCCAAAAGCUGUAGCUGUUGGAGGGGAAUAUGGAAGAUCAGAAUCAGCCUUUGACUUGGAUGUUGCUGGUUUUUUAAAAGCAGCCAGUGAUGGCCAGUUUUUCCUCUCACAGUGUUUUAAAACUGAGACUGAUGAUUUGGAUGAUAACUGGAACCAAAUGAUUGAAUGUCAGCCAUUUUCAGUUGCAGUAAAAGACAAGGAAGAUGUGUCUCAUAACAGAUCUCAUAAUCAGAAAAAACUCUAUAGGUGUCCGGCAUGCAGCAAAACAUUUAAGCACAACACAGCUCUACAGAGACACAUAACAUGCCAUACAGGGGAGAGGCCUUUUGACUGUACUGAGUGUGGUAAGAAAUUUAGGCAAAAGGGAAGUUUGCAUAUACAUAUGAGAAGACACACUGGAGAAAAGCCUUUUUGUUGCCUGGUUUGUGGUAAAAACUUCACCCAGAGUGGAACAUUAGCUGCACACAUGAGAAUUCAUACUGGUGAGAAGCCUUUCAGCUGCUCAGUAUGUAAGAAAAGGUAUAACGAAAGAGGGACACUGGUCAGACAUAUGAGAGUCCACACAGGAGAGAAACCAUUUACUUGCACACUUUGCGGUAAAAGAUUUAGUGAAAAGGGAAAUCUGAAUAAACACAAGAGAAUCCACACAGGGGAGAAACCAUUCAUUUGCAGUGUUUGUGAGAAAACAUUUAGUUUGCUGUCACACCUCAAAAACCAUAAAUGUCCUGGUAAAAAAAAUCACUGAGGCUGUAGAGCAGGUGCUUCAGCUGAAAUGUCCAAAAGUUACAGUGCAAUUAACCAGACCGAUAUAAUGAGUCUGUCAUUCAAGAAGAAAGCCUUUUUGGGCAUUUUAUUGAAUCUGAGUGUGUUAAUUGAUUUGUCAAAUCCUUUUAAAUCCCUUAUCCAAUCUAAUUACAUACAUAUACAUAUAAUAAAAGAUAGAAAUAAGUACAACUCAUUGUAAUGUACUGAUUGGGAGCAGAGUAUGAUAGGCCACAAAGAUGACAUUUUCCUCUUGCUUUUAUUGGGUAUUAUUACCAUUAAUUUAUGUGUUGGUGUUAAGUUACGGAUAGUAGUGUAUACACUUCUCUUAUACUGGUGUUUUUAAUGGUACCAAACAGCUGUAAGGUGUAAAUGUUGAAAUACCACUUUUGAUUGAAAGGUACCCUAUAGAGUUGAAGACGUCUGGUAGAGGAGCAUUUUCUUUCUUUUUUUUUCUCUUUGUUUAUGAGGGAGACCCUGUUUUGUUUGUCAUGUCAAUGUACAUUGCCAGUGGCAUGGCUGAUAGUAUUCCGGCGGCGUGCCGGAUCUCCGGUGUACCGGCGUGACUGCGAAAAAAACAAAAAAAAGGAGUUCACCCAGAUCUAACAGACAUUGCUCUGGAUCCAAGAGAAGUGCAGCUUUCUCUCUCAACCACACUAACAAUAAGCAUACUAGCCAAUCAAAAGUAGGGCGGGACUCGGGUCUUGACAAUCUGGCAGGCGCUUCACGUGCUGUCGAAAGUGAUCCCCAACUCACAGGACGGACCGCAAGUUUAUGAAACCAGCGGAAGACACCAAAGAUGUCGACAAAGACAUAAAGAAUAAAUGGCGCUGGGCGUGGAUAGAGGAGGUGGGUAGCGAUGGCAAGCCCUUUGGGAGUUGGUGCCAAAAGUUCCGGCAACAUGGGGGAAAAUGUUUCUGCACGUUGUGUGCAAGGCAGCUGAUGUAUGGAACCAGCGGCAGAAAAGUCCUCUCACAUCGCGAGUCAGACCCUAGCCAUAAAGCAACUGUCCGUGCCAUUCAACACACAUCACGUUUUAAUGGAACUGAAUGGUCGUUUUCUGAAGUAAACUAUAUUUGUUAGUUUUCUAUUUUUAGAUAUUUGUAAAUUUCAUUGUCAUUUACUUAACUUUUAGUUUUGAAGAAACAACUUUAGGAUUACAGUAUUAUCUACAGUUCACUGUAACUGUUUAAAAACUAUUUAAAAUAAGUGGUACAUAUUUUGCACUUAUGUUUAAAAAAGUUAAUCAGUUGUUCAAGCCCUUAAGUCAAUGGUUGGGCUACUAAUCAAAUCUUUUUCUACUUUGGAGUACUAUUGCCACCUACUUUUUAUUUGUAUUAGUUUAUUUGCCUGGGACAGUGCAUAGUAAUAAAUAUAUCUGUAAAUAUGCCAGAAUUAGCCCAAAGGCUAGUUUUCAUCUGUUGUCCCUGGCCAGGUGUGAGUUGGCAGCCUAAAAUCAAGAAACACCUUUCUUUGUAUUGCUGUAGUAUAAUCUGUAGUCAGAGUAUGCUAAGAGCAAUGUGACAAUAUGGCAGAUAGUUGUGUGGCGAGAUAGUUAAAAGGGUUAUUUUCAAAUAAUGUUAUAUAUGUUAUGUGUUAAAAUGGUGCCGCAUACACAGCACCCCCCACCCCUCCCCACCUCCCGGGGCACGGAAAAAAGUUCAGGCUCAGGAUUUUUUCCCACUAUCAGCGCUGCAGUGGUUUCACUGUUACUGUGACUGUUGAUACAGGUGGCUGUUGUGCACAUCAUUUGCUUGCAGUGCACAAGCAAAUGCAGAGAUGAUUUCAAGUAAAUACGAAUGUAAACCCUGGAUUUAAAAUACUUAAUUUGUUUGCAAAUGUUUUAUGCAGAAGGAAAUGCAUUCAAGAUUGCUAGAGCUCAAAGAUACACAGCAAAGCAGUUUGGUAAAUAUCACUCAGUGCCCUAUUUGAACAAACUAAGCGCAUGGCACAAGUGCAUUUAGGGGGUGUCCAAAUUCACUUUGAUAGUUAAACAGUGAAAAAAAAUGGUUGCAGCGCAAGGGGCAUGCUUCGAAGGGAUUGUACUUAGUCUAUUAAUUAUGUGUGUGUUUUGGGCAUUACAUGCAGUAAACCAACCAGUGUCAUCUCACAUUCCCUUUAAAAGCCAGUUGUGCUUACAGUUUGGCAUAUUUUCCAAGCAGUAAGAAGGAAUGUUUCUCUGCAGAGGAAACAUCUGCUUGUAUGGGAAGGGUUAGGAUUAGGGUUAGGGUUUACAUAUAUGUGUAUUAAUUAAUAUACAAUUAUUAUAUUCUUACUAAUAAGGACAAGACUAAACUAUUCAAUUCAAGAAUUCAAAGAAGUGUUACAAAAAUGUUUACUAGUUGCUCUGUUAUAACAUAAAUCCUUUUAAAUUGUCAGGUUAAGAGACCCACAUUACUCCAUCAAUCAAUGAUCAAACUAUCCAAGUGAAUAAAGAAAAAUAUCCAACACUAGUUAUGACAUUAAUUUUUUUCAAAACCUUUUUGUCACAGUUGAGAGGGGCAGAAUAACAGAAUAAGUACAACCAACAAUUGUGAGCUGCUAAGAACAUGUGUGACAGAUGUAGCAUAUUACAAAAACAAAUGGCUGCACACAGCCUUGCAGAUGUG